AUGUUCAAACUGUUCGUAUUCGUCUGCUUCCUGGCCUUCGCUGCCGCCAAGCCCAGCGUGUUUCCGGUGGCAUACACAGCAGCAGCGUACACCGCUCCGGUGGCAGCAGCGUACACAGCUCCCGUAGCUUACUCGGCUUACACCGCUCCGGUUGCCUACUCCGCUUACUCCGCCUACGGCUACGCUUCACCCUACGCUUCCCCGUACGCUGCUGCAUACUACCUUCGCUGA
This is a messenger RNA of Pieris macdunnoughi, 231 nucleotides long. Lineage: Eukaryota; Metazoa; Arthropoda; Insecta; Lepidoptera; Pieridae. The record is from the annotation of a GenBank genome assembly.